ACUUUUUCACAACCAAAAACCAUGACAGAACACGAAAUGCGAAUUAAUGAGGAAACUGCUACGACUGCCUCAAAUCAACAAGUAACUAACACUGAAACAAAUAAUGAUACGUCAUUAACUUUAUUUCACAGUUCUAGUAUAAUAGAUCGUAAAAGUAAAUUUGUAGCACAUGCGAAAAAAGUUCUAAGUAAAGAAGGGGCGGAAUCAUUUUGGAGAGAAGUACAAGCAACUGAAAAGGGAGCAACGCAUAAUAUAUUAGCUUUUCGUAUACAACUUUCUGAUGGAACUAUCAUAGAAGAAUAUAAUGACGAUGGAGAAACUUACGCAGGAAAUCGUGUAUUAACAUUGUUAAAAACAUUAGACGCAAAAAAUGUUGUAGUAGUAGUUACAAGAUGGUUUGGAGGUCAAUUGCUGGGUCCAAUAAGAUUUGAUCAUAUUUUAAAAUGUUCAAGAGAAGUUUUAGAUAAGGGAUCAUUAAUCAAUACAAAUAAACCUUUGACAAGUAUUAAUAAACGUGUUGGAUAUUCUACGAAUUCUAUUAUUGUUAACGGAUGUCAAAGAGGAAAUCCUGUAUUACAAUUUAUACGUAAUGUACCUUGGGAAUUUGGUGACAUUGUUCCUGAUUACGUAGUAGGUCAAACAACUUGUGCUUUAUUCUUAAGUCUUAGAUAUCAUCGACUUCAUCCUGAAUAUAUUUACAAUAGAAUGGAUAAAUUAGUACAUUCAUAUGUAUUAAGGAUAUUAUUAGUUCUUGUUGAUACAGAUAGUCAUAAAGAAUCUAUAAGAGAACUUACAAAGAUAUGUGUUAUAAAUAAUUUUACAAUGAUAUUAUCUUGGAGUUCAGAAGAAGCUGGUAGAUAUUUAGAAACUUAUAAAGUCUUUGAGCACAAACCGCCUGAUUUGAUUAUGGAAAAAAUAGAAAAUGAUUAUUUAUCAAAACUAACACAUUGUAUGACACAAAUUAGAUUUGUUAACAAGACAGAUGUAGUUACUCUCGCAUCCACAUUUGGAUCCUUAAAAAAUAUUAUGGAAGCCACACCAGAAGAUAUGUCGAUCUGUCCAGGAAUUGGCGAACAAAAGGUAAAGAAAAUACAAGAUGCUUUUGAACAACCAUUUUCUGUAUUAAAAAAACUUAAUAGUAGUAGUAAACAUAAAGAAAAAGAAAUAGUAUUGAAUGAUGAACAAGAUAUUUUAUAAUUUAUAAUAUAAUAGCAAACCAAAUUUACAUUAAAUGAACAGAAUAUAAUAUAU
This is a messenger RNA of Rhizophagus irregularis DAOM 181602=DAOM 197198, 1251 nucleotides long. RefSeq lists its product as uncharacterized. Gene Ontology annotation, biological process: mitotic recombination; UV-damage excision repair. Gene Ontology annotation, cellular component: nucleus; ERCC4-ERCC1 complex; nucleotide-excision repair factor 1 complex. NCBI's taxonomy places the organism in Eukaryota, Fungi, Glomeromycota, Glomeromycetes, Glomerales, Glomeraceae. The record is from RefSeq and is a predicted model, not a curated record. Gene Ontology annotation, molecular function: damaged DNA binding; single-stranded DNA binding.